CUUUUUGUGUGUGUCAAUUGUGUUGGGACGUUGGGUGCCGCGUAUUAAGGGCAUCGAUGAAUAGAGCACCUGCCACUUUUUAUAUUUCUGUUUUUUUCCCCCUUUGCUUUCCUCUCGACUGGACUAUUUCAUUUUUCUAAUUGUCCCCACGAAGUAAAGAGCUAUAGGAAGAAAGAUGACCUGUUCAUUGUCUCGUGUUUAGAUGGCCGUAUAGUGCUGUGACCCAUUUAGGUUAUAGAUUGAAAUUCAUUAGGUUUUAUGGUUCAUUCAACCCCCAAACGACUUUGAGUUCAAUAAAAAUAUCUCGGGUUUUUUAAUUUUUUAUUUUUUAUUUUUGUAGAAAACCUUUCGACAGCAAGAAGAAUCAAUUGUUGUUGGAUUGAUUUGUCAAAAAGAAAGGAGUAGAAAAAGGAAGACACCCCCACUGGAUUGUCAAUCGCUCCUGCUUGCGGAUGUUGCAGCAAGGAACACGUCGGAUCAUGGACGCGGCGGAUUUUGGAGGUUUCCAGCCAUCUGUCAUGACUUUGUGCCUGCCCAGUCAGUACCACCACCACAAUCAUCACCAUCAUCUGAGUACAAGUCAUGGCGGCAGCUCGUCAGCUGCGGAUUCAUUCCGGCCGUACGGCAGCGGUGGCAACGGCAAUCCGUCGUCAUCGUCUUCAUCGGUGGCGGCAGCGGCGGCGGCGGCUGCCGUUGCGGCUGCAGCCGAUCUGAGUCUCUUCUCGCCGAUGAGCGACAGUCUGAAAGGGCCAGGGCAGCAGCAGCACGGCAACCACUACGGUGGCGGGCCUUUGAGUGCAGGUGGCAGUCAACCGUCGCACAAGCUGAUGUCAAUCAUCAAGAGUCAAGCCGGAUUGAAUAGCGAAGUGGAAAGAAUUCAAUCCUCAACUUCUUCGGCCAGUCUAGGCUCGAACAAGUUGAGACAGUCGACAGCAGUUGCCCCUUCGUCGUCUUCCGCAACCGCCUCCUCUUCUCCGACCAACCGGACGGUUUGUUCGACUCCAUCAGCUGCUGCUGCUGCUGCCUCCAUCUCGCAUCACUUCAAUCUCGGCGGCAAAGAAGUCAGCCCAGGGGGAGGAGGAAUGCACCCUUCCCUAUCACCGUGGUUCAUCCAGCAACAACAACAACAACAACAGAAACCGAUCGGCAGCAACAAGAAGAGGCGCCAGUUGUCCGAAUCCGCUUCAGGUAGCGAUGACGAGCACUUCCAUCCGGAUGACGGCGGAAUGGAGCAUCACAACAGUCUGUCCGAAGGGGAGACAUCCGGUGGUGGAAGCGGAAGGAUGGGUCCGUCGCAUCACCACCAAACGGUCAUGGGUUUGGGCGGAAUGACAGGAGCCGGAAUGUCGUCGGUGGCUGGCGGCGGAUUGACGACUAGCAAUCCGGCCGGCGGAUCAUCCCGCAAAAACCGACAGGGCAAAGCCGUCCGGCUGAGCAUCAACGCUCGUGAGCGGAGACGAAUGCACGAUCUGAACGACGCCCUGGACGAAUUGCGCAGCGUCAUCCCUUACGCCCAUUCGCCGUCCGUCCGCAAAUUAUCCAAAAUCGCCACUUUGUUGUUGGCCAAAAAUUACAUCAUGAUGCAGGCGAACGCGCUGGACGAGCUCCGACGAGUCGUCACUUACAUGAACCAGACGACUGGAUUAUCCAUUCCGGCUUCCGUCACGGCCAUGAUGACCAAUCCGCCUGGGAGCAAUCUCCAGCCCAGUGGACCCAACGGCAGUCCCAUGCCAGUCGGAGGAUCGACGGCAGUUCCUGGGCAAUCAUCGCCCACGUCCGCUGAAUCCGGUUGUCCGGCCGGAAUGCUGGCAGAGUCGCAAUCGAGCAAUGCAAGUGCCAGCAGCAACAGCAGCAGCUUUGCUAUCUCUGGGCUACUCAAUAAGUCAUCGGCGCCGGUCGGUGCACCUCCGGCAGCAGGCAAGGCCACCAACAACAACGGUCAAUAACUCUUUCGCAAUCUAUUUGAACGUUUUUCGUUUUUUUUUUUUUUUUUUUUUGUUGGAAUUUCUCCU
This is a messenger RNA of Daphnia pulicaria, 2012 nucleotides long. Its product is annotated as class E basic helix-loop-helix protein 22-like. Gene Ontology annotation, molecular function: protein dimerization activity. NCBI's taxonomy places the organism in Eukaryota, Metazoa, Arthropoda, Branchiopoda, Diplostraca, Daphniidae. The record is from RefSeq and is a predicted model, not a curated record. The transcript is spliced from 2 exons. The coding region runs from base 453 to 1946 and encodes 497 amino acids.